Messenger RNA from Protopterus annectens (West African lungfish), 1525 nucleotides. RefSeq names its product inner mitochondrial membrane peptidase subunit 1 (gene IMMP1L). Gene Ontology annotation, molecular function: serine-type endopeptidase activity. Lineage: Eukaryota; Metazoa; Chordata; Ceratodontiformes; Protopteridae. Gene Ontology annotation, cellular component: membrane; mitochondrial inner membrane peptidase complex. Bases 358 to 858 code for a protein of 166 amino acids. The transcript is spliced from 8 exons. The record is from RefSeq and is a predicted model, not a curated record.
AUUCGAUUUUUGCCAGGUUUGUUGAAUUAGCGAGGGAAGUGAUGGAACUAAUAGUGAAAUCACAAAUAAUUUAAACUUCAUUAAAUCAGAAAUCACACAGGAGAGGAAGACUUUGGGAAAGUUGGGAAACUAUUCCUGUGAAUAGGAACAGCCUACGGAUUUAUUUUCUAACAAUAUUUCAGGCAUUAGCCGAGGUGGGCUUAAUCCUGUGGUGCUAUGUGGAGGAGCUCAGUAUGACAUGAGAGAUCUGUGAGGAUCAGGGUGUCUAAAGAACAUGUUAGCUACCUUGAACUGCUCUUUCUGUGUCUACAUUCAUGUGCAGAUCAAAGAGAGUUGGGAGAACAAACUGGAUGUAAAAUGCUUCGAAGUAUAGUGGGAAAAGCUCUUGGAUUUAUAGGAUAUACUGUACAGUAUGGUUGCAUUGCUCACUGUGCUUUUGAGUACCUAGCAGAAAUUGUUGUGUGUUCAGGACCUUCUAUGGAACCUACAAUCAGAAACUACGAUGUGGUUAUUUCAGAAAAGCUAAGUCGACAUUUUUAUCGAAUUCAAAAGGGUGACAUUGUUAUUGCUAAAAGUCCAAAUGAUCCACGAACAAACAUUUGCAAAAGAGUAAUUGGCUUGGAAGGUGAUAAGGUUUGCACAAGCAAUCCAUCAGAUAUCUUCAAGAGCUGUAAAUAUGUAAGCAAAGGGCAUGUUUGGUUAGAAGGCGAUAAUCUUGAAAACUCUACAGAUUCCAGAAGUUAUGGACCAGUCCCUUAUGCAUUAAUAAGAGGACGUGUGUGUUUGAAGAUAUGGCCCCCACAGGAAGUCGGGUUUUUACGAAACAGUCCCAAUUAUCGUGUCCUUCGUGAUGAAUGACGAUCCAGCUUAUGUUGGCAUAGUUACCUAUCUGUACUGUUUUUUAGUCAUAUAGUACAUUUAGUGGUUUUUAUGAAACAGUUUUUAACAAAGAUCUGUUUUGCAGUUACCCUACUAACAUUCAGCAGUACUAGGUUUGUUUUCCCUCCUAAUGUAAAAAAUUUCAUGUACAGCUAAGAUUAUUUCAUCCACUGAUGCAGUUCUCUGGUAUCUAUUUAAAUGAUUAAACAUGAAAGCCAGAAUGAAAAGUAAAAUGUUUAUUUGUGCCUGCAUAUAUGGGCAUGAAUUACACCAACAAAUUUUACUAUAAACUUGAUUUAUGGUACUGGGGAAAAAGGCUUGCUUCUCUAUAGGAGCAUCAUUUGGUACGUGGUUGGGAUAUAUUUGAGAAAAUGUGUAUUAUCUACAUAUUAGUCUGUUAAGAGAUCCCUUGAAGUUCCUGACAGUAAUCCGUUUUAUGUAUUAUAUUUAUUAAUUUGGAAGAACAACUGGUAUUAAUUUUCUCUUGGUUGUAAUACCAAUAUGAAUUGUAUUUUAUAUUUUUCUGGUUAUUUAAUAAUGCACAGGGUGCUUUGGCAGUACUGCUGCUAUUAAGUCAUAUGUUUCUUUAACUAUUUACAGAUAUUAAUGCAAUACUGUAUUAUUAAAAUAUUGCCUUUAUAAAAUU